ACGUUGCCCUUGACCUAUUCCUCCUACCACACUCAAGCAUUGCGAUUCGCAAUGGCCGACAUUCCAUUAUCUUCCCUGUUCCACAGGGCCCUCAUGAGCGCAGCGAAGGCGAACAAUAUGGCCACGAUGAACGACGAGACACAGGAGCUCGUACAGUCUGCACUGGCCGACCUCCGUCUCUUGCAGCAUCGGACUGCUGCCCUGUCUCUUUUCAGUGAGAACGAAGUUCUGGCGGAUAUCUCAACGCGUGACCUGGUCUAUCUUCUCGUGCCAUUCGUACUCGCCGAAGUGGAGGACCACGUUCGGACCACCGAUCUGGAGGAGCGUCUUGUACGGGUGGAACGUGUGCAAAGAUUUUUGCGAUCCUUCCUGUCUAGCCUCGAGACAUACCAAAUCGUCCCCGACUCCGAGAAAGACCUAUACGCGAAGCCUGCAGCAUCAUAUGCAGAAGCGCAGAAGCGAAGAGAAUCGAAGAUAAGGCAGUAUAAGAAAGAGAAGGAGAUCAAAGCUAGGAUCGAGGAAAUCCGCAAGCGUCGGAGCAACGGAGAAGUCGUCAGCGAGCCUUCUUCAGACUUUGAGUUGAUCGCGUCACUUCUCUUUGAUCCCUCUGCGACGAUCAGCGAGACGGCUGCGGAAGAGGAGGACGAGGACUUGGACACCGAGGACAUCGUUCGCGAGGCCGUUCUCCUCCUCUUACGUUUGACAUAUGGAAAAGCACAGGCACAGCUGUCCAGCUUACGUGGAGAGCUUGAGCUUCUCCGUAAUGCACCUCCGCCGGCACCUCCUGAACCUAUAGAUGAGCGACAUGCAAAACAACGCGAAACUGAGGACAUGCACAUGUGGAGGUUGGAUGCACCACGACCUCAAGGUGGCUCCGAUGGGCAGGGACCAUUGUUGGAUCAGAGUGGAAAGCCUCUUCGUCCGUUCACCAUCCUAUCAUCAUCGGCCGCUGCUGACCGGACACAAAUGAGAGACCAAGUCUUCCGUCCUGACCAUAAUCUACCGACAAUGUCUGUCGAUGAGUACCUGGAGAUCGAGCGCCAACGCGGGAACAUCAUCUCUGGUGGAGGUCCUCAGUCGGAGCAAGCACUGACAACCAAGGAGCAGCUGCAACUAGACUCCGAGAUGGACGGAACUGUAUUCGGAGAGGAAAAGGCAGAGGAUAAACGUCAAAAGGACGAGAAUUGGGCUCAAUACACUGACACUCAUCCCCGCGGCGCAGGGAAUACACUGAACCGAGGAUGAAAAUUUGAGCGAUUGGCAAGUGAAAGCGUGAAGUAAGAAGCGAAUUGUAAUUCAUUACGUGUAAUAGUCAUUUAGUUUCGUGCGAGGGACCUACUUAUGUCAUUGCAUGUGUUUUGGCAAAGCCCUAUGAUGAACCUGCCCGAUG
This is a messenger RNA of Laetiporus sulphureus 93-53, 1390 nucleotides long. RefSeq lists its product as uncharacterized. NCBI's taxonomy places the organism in Eukaryota, Fungi, Basidiomycota, Agaricomycetes, Polyporales, Laetiporaceae. Gene Ontology annotation, cellular component: cytosol. Gene Ontology annotation, biological process: regulation of dephosphorylation; regulation of signal transduction. Gene Ontology annotation, molecular function: protein phosphatase 2A binding. The transcript has 6 exons. The coding region runs from base 52 to 1245 and encodes 397 amino acids. The record is from RefSeq and is a predicted model, not a curated record.